Molecule: messenger RNA, 815 nt
Organism: Acipenser ruthenus (sterlet)
Lineage: Eukaryota; Metazoa; Chordata; Actinopteri; Acipenseriformes; Acipenseridae
Product: large ribosomal subunit protein uL13m-like
Exons: 7
Coding region: 128-667 (179 amino acids)
Biological process (GO): negative regulation of translation; translation
Cellular component (GO): mitochondrial large ribosomal subunit; ribosome
Molecular function (GO): structural constituent of ribosome; mRNA binding
Source: RefSeq, a predicted model, not a curated record
UCCUUAGUAAUUCUUGUCGGGUGGUUUGCACUGUUGCACCAGGUGUCACAUUGGGGGUCAGAAUUGAUACUCACGAGUUGUACAAAAAAGGCUAUUUUGGAUUUAAAAUAGUGUUUUGUUGUCGGUCAUGUCCAGUUUUACGAAAGCAGCACAGCAAUGGGCCACAUUUGCCAGAUCAUGGUACUUAAUUGAUGCCAAGAUGCAGCCACCAGGAAAAAUUGCCAGCAUGUGUUCAAUAAGACUGCAAGGAAAGCAUAAACCUAUAUACCAUGCACUGAGUGACUGUGGAGACCAUGUGGUGGUGAUGAACACAAGACACAUUGCAUUCUCAGGGAAUAAAUGGGAACAGAAAGUAUACUCCUCCCACACUGGUUAUCCAGGUGGAUUUAAACAAGUGACAGCAGCACAGCUUCACCAGAAGGACCCGACAUCAAUUAUCAAGCUUGCAGUCUAUGGCAUGCUUCCUCGUAAUCUAAGCAGAAGAACCAUGAUGCAAAGGUUACAUCUCUUCCCAGAUGAUGUCAUACCUGAAGAAAUUCUUAACAACUUAACAGAAGAACUUCCUCAGCCCAGGAAGGUACCCAGAAGACUGAAUGAGUACUCUCAGGAGGAGAUUGAAGCCUUCCCCAGUCUAUGGACUCCGCCUGAAGACUUCAAAAUGAAAUAAUGCAGAAUCCUUAACUGUACACCCAAGAAUUGAGGAUGACUGCUUUAUUUAUUUAGUAAAACAUUGUAAUUCUGUCACAGAAAAGGUAAUUUGAUUAUGUUUGCUGACGUUUACUUUCAUGACCAUAAAAUAAACCAUGUUACUUCUC